GCCCAUUCCGAGAUUCUAGUUCAGGAGAAAUCGAUAUUCUAUCUCUAUCCGUUGUUUUCAUUUCUGCGGUUUGGAGAGAGACACAGCUGGACUGACAACUCUGUACAGGAACAGUCACUCGAGUCGAAUUAUUUCUUCUCUUCAGUGGCUGUUAUUGCAAGGCUUUAACUGUGGAGAUCUGCGCCUCAUUCCGGCCUUCAUGUCAAGCCUUGGGGAUAGGGUGUAUUCCUCAUUUCCCACUGUCCGCCCAUAGCUUGUCCAUGUCGCUCCGGCGCUCCUCGGGGCUCAUGGAGAGCUCCGGGUCCGCCGAGCCCAGGGAGCUGUUCGAGGCCUGCAGGAGCGGAGACCUGGAGCGGGUGAAGAGGCUCGUGUGCCCGGUGAAUGUGAACAGCAGGGACACCGCAGGGAGGAAGUCCACCCCGCUGCACUUCGCUGCGGGUUUUGGCCGUAGAGAUGUGGUGGACUACCUCCUUCAGCACGGAGCAAACGUGCACGCUCGUGAUGAUGGCGGCCUCAUCUCGCUCCACAACGCCUGCUCGUUUGGUCACGCUGAAGUCGUUAGCCUGCUCCUGCAACACGGGGCUGAUGCCAACUCCAGAGACAACUGGAAUUACACCCCGCUGCACGAGGGUGCCAUCAAGGGCAAGAUCGACGUCUGCAUCGUUUUGCUGCAACAUGGUGCUGAGCCAACGAUCCGAAACACUGAUGGAAGGACAGCGCUUGACCUGGCUGAACCCUCCACCAAAGCUGUGCUGACCGGUGACUAUAGAAAGGAUGAACUCCUGGAGAGCGCACGAAGUGGAAAUGAAGAAAAACUGAUGAGCCUCCUCACACCAUUAAAUGUGAACUGUCACGCUAGUGAUGGAAGGAAGUCAACGCUUCUGCAUCUGGCCGCUGGUUAUAAUCGUGUGAAGACAGUGCAGCUGUUGUUGCAGCAUGGAGCCGACGUGCACGCUAAAGACAAAGGUGAUCUCGUGCCUCUUCAUAACGCCUGUUCAUACGGUCACUAUGAGGUAGCUGAGUUGCUUGUAAAGCAUGGUGCUUGUGUCAACACUACGGACCUGUGGCAGUUCACACCUUUACACGAAGCAGCCUCAAAAAACAGAGUGGAGGUCUGUUCGCUCCUGCUCAGCUGCGGCGCAGACCCCACCUUCCUCAACUGCCACAACAAGAGCGCCAUCGAUCUGGCCCCGAGCGCCCUGCUGAAGGAGCGCCUGGCGUAUGAGUUCAGAGGUCAUUCUUUGCUGCAGGCGGCAUGUGAGGCGGACAUGGCCCGCUUUAAAAAACACCUCUCCCUUGAGACCAUCAACUUCAAACACCCCCUAACCCAAGAAACCGCUCUACAUUGUGUCUCCACGUCGCCCUAUCCCAAGAGGAAACAGAUCUGUGAAUUGCUGCUCAGGAAGGGCGCCAACGUCAAUGAGAAGAAUAAAGACUUCCUCACACCUCUGCAUCUUGCUGCUGAGAAGUCCCACAAUGACAUCAUCGAGGUGCUGGUGAAACACGAAGCGAAGGUGGAUGCGGUAGAUCACCUGGGUCAGACAGCGCUGCACCGCGCGGCUCACCUCGGACAUCUGCAGACCUGUCGAUUGCUCCUGAGUGCAGGAUGUGACCCGCUCAUCACCUCCCUACAGGGCUUCUCACCCUCCCAGCUCGCCAAUGAAAGCAUUCAGGAGAUACUGCAAGAGGGAGCAUGCACAGGCAACUCCGAUACAGACAGGCAGCUGUUAGAAGCCGCCAAAUCAGGAGAUCUGGAAGUCGUAAAGAAGCUCUGUACUCUUCAGAACGUGAACUGUAGAGACGCUGAGGGAAGGCAGUCCACACCUCUGCACUUCGCUGCCGGAUACAACUGUGUGGCUGUGGUGGAGUAUCUGCUGCAGCACAGAGCCGAUGUGCACGCUAAGGACAAAGGUGGUCUGGUUCCCUUGCACAAUGCCUGUUCUUAUGGGCAUUAUGAGGUGGCUGAGCUCCUCGUCCUUCACGGUGCUCUGGUUAACGUGGCCGACCUGUGGAAGUUCACCCCCCUGCAUGAGGCGGCCGCCAAGGGCAAAUAUGAGAUCUGCAAACUGCUGCUUCAGCAUGGUGCUGACCCGACCAAGAAGAACCGUGAUGGAAACACCCCUCUGGACUUGGUGAAGGAAGGCGACACAGACGUUCAGGAUCUGCUCAGGGGUGACGCAGCACUGCUGGACGCCGCCAAGAAAGGCUGCUUAUCUCGCGUUAAAAAGCUCUGCACUCCAGACAACGUGAACUGUCGAGACACGCAGGGGCGGCACUCCACACCUCUGCACCUGGCAGCUGGAUAUAAUAAUCUGGAGGUGGCUGAAUAUCUGCUGCAACACGGGGCAGAGGUGAACUCUCAGGAUAAAGGUGGUCUCAUUCCCCUCCAUAAUGCUGCAUCUUAUGGGCAUGUGGAUGUGGCCGCUUUGCUCAUCAAGUUCAACGCAUGCGUCAAUGCCACAGAUAAGUGGGCGUUCACUCCUUUGCACGAGGCGGCGCAGAAAGGCAGGACCCAGUUGUGUGCGCUGCUUCUAGCUCACGGGGCCGACCCCACGCUCCACAACCAGGAGGGCCAGUCACCGCUGGACCUCGUGACGGCGGACGAUGUCCGAGCUCUCCUCACAGCAGCCAUGCCCCCCUCAGCGCUGCCGGUGUGCUAUAAAGCCCAGGUUAUCAGUGUCUCUGCAUCUGUGGCGGUGGUCCCGUCGACUCUCAAAACCAGUCCACCACUGCUCUCUUCAGACUCCAGUAUGGACGGCCAGUCCAGGACCUUUCCUGAGCUAAACACUCUACUAUCACCUCCUGGAGUUGAAGGAGCCGUAGGCAUAGAGAUGAACGAGGAGGGUCUAGCUGUAGAGUUGAGUAUCAGCCAGUUCCUUCACAACCUGGGAUUGGAGCAUUUGCUGGAGAUCUUUGACAGAGAACAGAUAACUCUGGACGUCCUGGUGGAAAUGGGCCACAAAGAGCUGAAGGAAAUUGGCAUCAUUGCUUACGGUCACAGACACAAGAUCAUCAAAGGAGCUGAAAGACUUAUUAGUGGACCUCAGAGUUUAAACCCUUACUUGACCCAGAACACAACCAACAGUGGAACAAUACUGAUAGACCUCGCUCCAGACGACAAGGAGUUCCAGUCGGUUGAGGACGAGAUGCAGAGUACGAUAAGAGAGCACAGGGAUGGCGGUCAUGCGGGUGGGGUUUUCAACAGAUACAACAUUGUGAAGAUCCAGAAGGUGUGCAACAAGAAGCUGUGGGAGAGAUACACCCAUCGCAGGAAGGAAGUUUCUGAGGAAAACCACAACCAUUCGAAUGAACGCAUGCUCUUCCACGGGUCACCGUUCGUAAACGCCAUCAUUCACAAGGGCUUCGACGAGAGGCAUGCGUACAUUGGGGGAAUGUUCGGGGCUGGGAUCUACUUCGCGGAAAACUCUUCCAAAAGCAACCAGUAUGUUAAUGGAAUAGGAGGAGGAACGGGGUGCCCUCUUCACAAGGACAGGUCCUGCUACAUGUGUCAGAGGCAUCUUCUGUUCUGUCGUGUGACUUUGGGGAAGUCUUUCCUGCAGUUCAGCGCGAUGAAGAUGGCCCACUCUCCUCCAGGACAUCACUCAGUCACUGGCCGGCCCAGUGUCAACGGUCUCGCUCUGGCGGAGUACGUCAUCUACAGAGGAGAGCAGGCUUAUCCUGAAUAUUUGAUCACGUACCAGAUCAUCAAACCUGACGGUUCUUCAGAUUAACACACAGGAGCAGAAACACGAUGCUCUUGCCAUCUCCGAGGAGAGAAACUGCUCGUUUAUUGCAUGCUUUAUUUAUACAGUGUAUAAUUCUUUUCUCUUCCUUCAGCUGUCUGUUUUGUCUUAAUUUAAAGCAAUAAUCAAAUUUCAGAUGCACGUUCAGUCAUUUACA
This is a messenger RNA of Carassius carassius (crucian carp), 3900 nucleotides long. Its product is annotated as poly [ADP-ribose] polymerase tankyrase-2-like. Bases 261 to 3731 code for a protein of 1156 amino acids. The transcript is spliced from 27 exons. Gene Ontology annotation, molecular function: NAD+ poly-ADP-ribosyltransferase activity; protein binding. Lineage: Eukaryota; Metazoa; Chordata; Actinopteri; Cypriniformes; Cyprinidae. The record is from RefSeq and is a predicted model, not a curated record.